Messenger RNA from Clupea harengus (Atlantic herring), 992 nucleotides. RefSeq names its product caspase-3-like. The transcript is spliced from 6 exons. Bases 165 to 914 code for a protein of 249 amino acids. Gene Ontology annotation, biological process: prevention of polyspermy; binding of sperm to zona pellucida; proteolysis. Gene Ontology annotation, cellular component: egg coat. Gene Ontology annotation, molecular function: structural constituent of egg coat; cysteine-type endopeptidase activity; acrosin binding. The record is from RefSeq and is a predicted model, not a curated record. NCBI's taxonomy places the organism in Eukaryota, Metazoa, Chordata, Actinopteri, Clupeiformes, Clupeidae.
GCUAUAAUAGAGAGGUGUAUCCAUUUAUUGGCUUGUCAUGUGGAAACCAAAGUGAAAGUAUAGCAGGAUCUCUUUCGUGUAAGAUGCCAUAGGCGGAAUUAGUCUUUUCUAGUCUUUAAGAUAUACAGGCCACUGAAAACACAGGCACUGCGUGUCAUGGAAUAAUGGACUCGUCUUUUGAGUACAGCAGAGAGCACAAACACAUUGGUAGAUGCCUUAUAAUAAACAAUGAAACAUUUGAUGGUCAGCCUCAUCUUCAGAGGUGUGGCACAGAGGAGGAUGGGAACAAACUGAGGGUGACGUUCAAAGUGCUAGGCUUCAGCGUGCGGAUGGAGAAAGAUCUAACUGUGGCCGACAUGAGACGCGUUCUUCGGGAGGAGUCUGAAGAGGACCACAGUGAGAUGUCCUGCUUUGUGUGUGUGCUGCUAAGUCACGGGGAGCAGGGGCUGCUGAUGGGGGCUGACGGAGCCCACAUCUCCAUCAGGAGCCUGGCCUCCACCCUCACCUCCCACAACUGCCGCACACUCCAGGGCAAGCCCAAACUCUUCUUUAUACAGGCUUGCCGGGGACAGCAGAUGGACUCUGGUGUGGAGGCGGACUCUGUAGAACCAGAGGAGUUGGAAGAGUUUGCAGGGGUCUCUGAGGUCCCAGAAGAGGACUUCCUGUGCUGUCAUUCUACAAGCUCAGGCUACUUCUCCUGGAGAAAUCAGGUGCUUGGAUCUGCUUUCAUCAGCUCUCUCUGUGACGUGCUGGCUCGACAUAGACGUCAGGAAAUAACCAAAAUCCUGACCAGGGUCAGUUGCCACGUGGCCAGAAGCUUUCAUUCUAAAACUGGCCAGAAGGAUAGUCAUGGCAAAAAACAAAUGCCCUGCAUUAUCUCCAGACUCACCAGGGAGUUUUAUCUACAAAAAUGAGUCAUCACAGCUCUUCAUUGAACCGAUAGAGCAUCAUUGUGCAUGCAAACAUGCAGAAUUAAAGCAUCUUAAAGCAAA